GGUCCUCGCCGCCGGCUUUGCUGAGACUCGCUCGCGUGGGCUGCCGGCCGCAGGCCCGCAGUGGCCGCGGGGCAUGAAGGGCGUUCUGGGAAGUCCCGUGGCCGCGGCCGCCGCCGGCGCCGCGAUGCAGGAGAGUUUCGGCUGCGUCGUGGCCAACCGCUUCCACCAGCUGCUGGACGACGAGUCGGACCCGUUCGACAUCCUGCGUGAGGCCGAGCACAGGCGCCAGCAACAGCUGCAGCGCAAGAGGCGCGACGAGGCGGCGGCGGCUGCCGGGGCCGGCAACCGCGGCGGCAGGAGCCCGGCCGGGGCCUCGGGCCACAGACCUGGCGCGGGUGGCGGCCGGAGGGAGUCCCAGAAGGAGCGCAAGAGCCUCCCGGGCCCCGGCGCGCCGCAGCCGGACAGCCCCGGGGUCGGCCCGCCGCCCCCUGCAGGCCAGAAGCGAGCUCCCAGAAGAGGGGAGCAACAGGGAUGGAAUGACAGCCGGGGGACAGAGGUGACGCUUGACAGAGCAGAGCGGAGAUCCUACAGGGAAUAUCGACCCUAUGAGACUGAGAGACAGGCCGACUUGACACCUGAGAAGUUCACAGAUGAAAAACCCAUUGACAGGUUUGAUCGGGACAGACCACUGAGAGGCCGUGGAGGCCCCAGAGGGGCCAUGCGAAGCCGAGGCAGAGGUGGCCCCGGGAACAGAGCUUUUGACGGUUUUGACCAGAGAGGAAAACGAGAUUUCGAGAGAGCAAUCAGAACUGAAGACAACAUGGGUGGAUGUGGAGUUCGAACCUGGGGAUCAGGUAAAGAUACCAGUGACAUGGAGCAGACUGCACCAAUGGAAGAGAUCACAGCGGUAGAAGAGUCCCCAGGCCCUCUGGAGGAGGAAUCUCCAGACAAAGUUCCUGAGUUGGAGUUAGAAGAAGAAACUCAAGUUCAAGAGAUGACCCUCGAUGAGUGGAAAAAUCUUCAAGAACAGACCAGACCAAAGCCUGAGUUUAACAUCCGAAAACCUGAGUCCACUGUCCCUUCCAAAGCAGUGGUGAUACACAAAUCCAAGUAUAGAGAUGAUAUGGUAAAGGAUGACUAUGAAGACGAUGCCCAUGUUUUCCGGAAAGCAGCCAAUGACAUCACAUCCCAGCUGGAGAUUAAUUUCGGUAACCUCCCUCGUCCUGGGCGUGGAGCCAGAGGUGGCCCACGGGGAGGCCGGGGAAGGAUCAGAAGGGCAGAAAACUAUGGACCCAGAGUGGAAGUGGUGACACAAGAUGUUGCUCCCAACCCAGAUGACCCUGAGGAUUUUCCUGCUCUGGCUUGAGAGAGCCCUGUUUCCCUAGCAACCUGACACCGUGUCUGCGUACCUAUGAAGAGACUUUUCUUGCCGUGAGGAAGAGUCAGACUCUAAGAACAAUAGAUGUUGCUUUUUCCCGUGUAGUGUGAAUUUGUUGCACUUUUUUGGCCUGGGAGCUAUGGGAUCGGGAUUUCUCCAGACACAAGAGCAGCAGUUCCAGCCAGGGGGUUAGUCUGGCACUUUCCCAAGAGGGUGGAGAAUGGUGAUUAUUUUUUUAUUGAAGGAAUCCCAAAUGAAGUUCAGAAAUAAUAUUUAAAAUGUAUAUAUAGAGAUUGUAUUGAAUCCUCCACGGAAACCAGGAGAGUAAAGAUGUAAAAUAGAAUCUACUGAGCCGGCUCUGUAAACUGUAUAGGCCAGAGGGCUGUGUUCUUUAAUGCCAGAGGAAACACACAUAGCGAGGUCACAGCCUACUUUUCAGAGACAGGGGAAUUAAACUAUAAAUGUACUGACUGUUUACUUGUAAAUGUUAUACUCUCCUGGAAAUUUUUUGAGUUCUGGUUUUCACGUAACCAAUAAUUUUAAGCAGCUAGUGCGCGGCUACUGGCUUCCACUCUAUGACAGAGAACUAGGAAAAGUAUUAAUUUUUUUAAUGGUGAUUUAAACUACCUCGUGGUUUCUGUGUGUGUAUGUACACACACAUACACACAUGCUUAGUAUAAAUGUGCAUAUUUAGGGUUUGGGUGGUUUUUAGGAUGAGUAUCAAGCAUACGAUUUUUAAAAUCAUGUUAUUUAACCCAUCAAUGAAGUGAGAGGGGGGUCCAGGCAAGAGUAUUGUAACUUACCACCGUAUCCUUUUCUCCCUCAAAACUAGUAUUUGAACUCGACGCCCAUGUACAGAUGUCCUCUGUCCUUGUCCUGGCAAGAUUUGUAAAUAGUAUUUAUUGAACGCCGUGUGCGGUUUUUCUCACUCAGCCCUUAUACCAGUUUGAGUUCCUCUUUCUUGCCUUUGGCGAGCGUUUGGGGUUAGGGGACACCUUGGAGGUUCAGUAAGUCACUUAGUAAGUCACUGAGUCCUGCCCUGCCCAACAGAGCAACCCCUGAAGAGCCCGCUUGAAGAGCCCACGCCAGCGGGCUGAGCGCUCCAGGGCAGGGCCUAGGGCCAAGGCAGCUGGAGCAGCUGUGGGCAGCUCCGGUGAGGCUCUCCCCACUUUGCUGCAGAAACUCAAGAUAACAUUUGCCUGUUGUUACACAGUUACUCUGCUUGUGCUGGACCUGAACCCGGUCCCAAGAUCUGUGCUUUUUCCCCCACUUUGCUAUGCUGUUUAAGAUGGCUCUGACCUUGAACCCAAGUGUAAAUAAAGGUUGGUAUUCCCUCCUAA
Molecule: messenger RNA, 2658 nt
Organism: Canis lupus familiaris (dog)
Lineage: Eukaryota; Metazoa; Chordata; Mammalia; Carnivora; Canidae
Gene: HABP4
Product: hyaluronan binding protein 4
Exons: 8
Coding region: 74-1306 (410 amino acids)
Biological process (GO): positive regulation of RNA splicing; positive regulation of translational initiation
Cellular component (GO): cytoplasm; nucleus
Molecular function (GO): RNA binding
Source: RefSeq, a predicted model, not a curated record